Messenger RNA from Selaginella moellendorffii, 926 nucleotides. RefSeq names its product xaa-Pro aminopeptidase ApepP. The transcript is spliced from 4 exons. The record is from RefSeq and is a predicted model, not a curated record. Bases 448 to 672 code for a protein of 74 amino acids. NCBI's taxonomy places the organism in Eukaryota, Viridiplantae, Streptophyta, Lycopodiopsida, Selaginellales, Selaginellaceae.
UAGGGCUCCUCGCCCUCCCGCAAUUCGGGAGCGCGCGAUUGUUGAGGUGUUUUUGGAUUUCCAAUCGUCCGGGCCGCCAUUCGGUUCUCUCAGCUGCUGCCGCGCGCAGGGGCAUUGGCGCCGGAAUCAGACGCUCCUCUUCGAUUUUCAUGGCAAUGCCGUCUCCAAGAGGAAAUCUCACAGCAUUGUGUUCGGGAUCCAAGAAUCCGGGGCCCGGGAUCACGGCAGAGCCUUCGUCCGUCAGGAAUGCGAGGAAGAAUGUCAAUGACAAGGAAUUUGUUCCUGUAAGAAGCUGGCGGAUUUGAGGAAAUUGAUGAGCGAAUUGGGCGUCCAAGCUUACAUCGUGCCUUCGGAGGACGCUCACCAGAGUGAAUUUAUAGCCGAGUGCUUCACGCGACGAGCUUACAUUUCAGAUUCACGGGAAGCGCAGGAACUGCUGUGAUCACCAUGGAGAAGGCUGCGCUUUGGACGGAUGGUCGAUACUAUCUUCAGGCUGAGAACCAACUUGGACUUGAAUGGACGCUCAUGAGAGGUGGCUCUGUUGGCGUGCCUUCAUACAGUGAGUGGCUCAGAGACAAUCUCUCUGAUCCUCCACGAUGGUGCGGAGGAGCUCAGGCGAACCUUGUCAGCCAAAGAGAUUCAACUCACUUUUGUCGAUCUCAACUUGAUUGAUGAGAUUUGACUCGAUGGGAGACCUUGACAUUGUCCGCAAGUCUCCUCUGAGAGUGCACGAUUUGAUUUACGCUGGCGUUGAUGUCGCGAUGAAGCUCUCGGAUGCGAGAAAGAAACUUUCCGCAGCUGGUGCUACUGGCGUCGUGAUAACCAUGCUCGAAGAAGUUGCAUGGCUGUUUAAUCUUGUAAGUGAACGUCUGUACUUUUCUCUUCUGAAUUUUUAUGUUUCAGUGUGGUGGCAAUGUCCCUCAUUC